Molecule: messenger RNA, 2745 nt
Organism: Cottoperca gobio
Lineage: Eukaryota; Metazoa; Chordata; Actinopteri; Perciformes; Bovichtidae
Gene: slc20a1a
Product: solute carrier family 20 member 1a
Exons: 11
Coding region: 435-2336 (633 amino acids)
Biological process (GO): phosphate ion transmembrane transport
Cellular component (GO): membrane
Molecular function (GO): phosphate transmembrane transporter activity
Source: RefSeq, a predicted model, not a curated record
AACAGGAGCCUCCAAACGUGACAGACUCCCCUCCUCUCACAGCCGCUCACAACGUCAUCGCACUUUGCACAAUAAAGCUGCUUCUCAUCUCACAGCAGGACUCGCGAAGUGUGUUGGACCCAAACACGAAGCGGAACACGUUCACUUUGGUCUCACACUGUGUAUCAUCAGAGGCUCGCUGCCACAAUGGACGUCUCUCCUGUCUCUAUACCCUGUCAUUUUAUGAUGAAGCCUACAGACAAACCCUACAUACCUAGCUAGCAAUACAUUUUUGAUUUCUUCCCAUUAGAACUGAGUUAAGUUGUUCUUUAAUCCAUUUUGUUGUAGAAAUUUAUUUAUAAACACGUAUUACCUCACAAGUCCCAGUUAAACCAGAAUAAAUAGGCUUGGUUUAACUCUGAUUGUUUUUAAUUACCCUAAUUUGCACAGUAGUGAUGGAUACAACUACACUAGCAACCCUGGCUGCUGCCACGACACUGGCAGUGGCCUCUCAGUCCACCAUGACAGGCUACAUGUGGCUGUUGGUGUUAGGCUUCGUCAUAGCCUUCAUCCUGGCUUUCUCCGUGGGAGCCAAUGAUGUGGCCAACUCCUUCGGUACUGCAGUGGGCUCCGGAGUGGUCACCUUGCGUCAGGCCUGCAUCCUGGCCACUAUCUUUGAGACGGUGGGCUCAGUGCUGCUGGGGGCCAAGGUCAGCGAGACCAUCCGAAAGGGGAUCAUCGAUGUCCACAUGUACAACGGCUCCGAACACGUCCUGAUGGCAGGAUCGAUUAGUGCGAUGUUUGGCUCUGCUGUGUGGCAGCUAGUUGCAUCGUUCCUGAAGCUCCCUAUUUCUGGAACCCACUGUAUUGUCGGAGCAACAAUUGGCUUCUCCAUGGUAGCCAGAGGUCACCAAGGGGUCAAAUGGAUGGAGCUUCUGCGCAUUGUGGCAUCCUGGUUCCUGUCGCCUCUGCUGUCAGGCAUCAUGUCAGGAAUUCUCUUCUAUUUUGUUCGCAAAUUCAUUCUGAGCAAGGCUGAUCCUGUACCCAACGGCCUCAGAGCUCUUCCCGUCUUCUACGCCGUCACUAUGGGCGUCAACCUCUUCUCCAUCAUGUAUACAGGAGCACCAAUGUUGGGUUUUGACAGGGUGCCAUGGUGGGGUACACUGUGCAUUGCUUUGAGCUGUGCCUUCGUCACAGCUUUGAUCGUUUGGUUCGUUGUCUGUCCGUACCUCAAGAAGAAAAUCAGACGAGAAACAGCUGCUUCUCCCUGUGAAACUCCACUCAUGGAGAAGACCUCCAGCAAACCUGCAUCUUCACAGCAGCCCUCAACACCUCGCGACCCUCAACCCCAGACUCUUCCAGUAGACAGUCAGAAGGUAGCUUUCAAACUUGGAGGCUCAGAGGAAGCGGAUUUGGACAACAAUGACAUGGAAACCAAAGACUUGGAUAUCAGCAACGGUCUGAAUGGCCCUCUUGGCCCCAUGAUGAUCACUGACCCUCACAGUGGACGCUCCCACACCAUCCACAAAGAUUCUGGCCUUUACAAAGACCUGCUGCAGAAGCUUCACAAGUCUAAGGUUGGUGACUGCAUUGGUGACAGUGAUACAGAGGAGCGGCCAAUCCGGAGGAACAACAGCUACACUUCCUACACCAUGGCUAUUUAUGGCAUUCAAGGCGAUCCUAAAAACAAGGACCUAGAUGGUGCGCUGCAGGGGAGACCGAGGGUGGACAGUUACAGCAGCUACAGCUCAGCGGUGACCAAUGGGAGUGCAGUCAAGGAAGAGAGCGUGACUCAGGAAGCUGGCAUGGAUCCCCCUCUAGAAGAGGAUGAGCUGGAGGUCGACCAACCAGCUGUCUCCAUGCUUUUCCAAUUCCUGCAGAUACUCACAGCGUGCUUUGGCUCCUUUGCUCACGGAGGGAAUGAUGUCAGCAAUGCAAUUGGUCCACUGGUGGCUCUGUGGCUUCUGUAUGAGAGCGGCUCUGUGGUGUCCAACGCACCAACACCCAUUUGGUUGCUUCUUUAUGGCGGAGUGGGCAUCUGCGCUGGACUCUGGGUAUGGGGACGAAGAGUGAUGCAGACCAUGGGCAAAGACCUUACACCCAUUACACCCUCCAGUGGAUUCAGCAUUGAGCUAGCUUCAGCACUCACAGUUGUUGUGGCAUCCAAUGUCGGUCUUCCCGUCAGCACAACCCACUGCAAGGUGGGAUCCGUGGUGGCCGUGGGAUGGCUGCGCUCCAGGAAAUCGGUGGACUGGCGUCUGUUCAGGAACAUCUUCAUCGCCUGGUUCGUCACAGUUCCCAUCUCUGGGCUCAUCAGUGCCGCCAUCAUGGCUCUCUUCAUAUACGUUGUUCUGUGAGCGUCCUGUCAGACACACUGUCGCGUCAACUGGCAGACUGCUGGCAACCGUUUAUGUUUGACCGACUGAUAAAACUGUUGGUCAACAUGUUCCUCUUGGUCUCUUUUAAUGAUGUUUAUAAUAUGUCAUUCCAAGGUCAAGCCAAUGAUGUUAUCUCACAGGAAUGUGUCCAUGAAUGAUGUAGAAUCUAAUAACACUGUUCAAAUAUCCUAUGAUUUUGUAUAUCCCUUUGUAUAUUUGUAUAAAAGCAAUGUGUAUUAAAAAUCAGAUAAUUCCAUUUUGACUGAAAAAGAACAAAUAACAGUUAUAUUCUAUGUUUGCGUAUUUGGAUGUAAAAGAAAUGAGUUGCUUGAUUUGAAAGGAUUUCAAUGUAUUUCACUCACUAUUAAACUUUUUUCACUGAAUCUUA